AUGGAUUUUCACUGUCAGUUCUGUCUGUCUCAUGCUGUGUGACCAGUCAUCUCUGCUGCAUUAGACUUGGUUAGAAGUGUCAGAAUUUUAAAGUGCCAGUGUAGCUUCCCAAAAAACAUGAAGUUAUUUCUUGCUUUUACAGUCUGUCUGCAGCUGUUUACAUCUUGGACUACAGCUUUAGACAAUUAUGUUGCAGUACCAUGCAAUGGUCAGGGAGUGCUAGCUUUGGCGGAACUGACAGUUGAUCACAUCAAUAAACAACGGACACACGGAUACAAGUUUAGCCUGGACAGAAUAGAAAACGUACAGGAACUGAAGGAGGCAAAUGGGACCAGCACCUAUUUUUUGGACAUUGAUCUUCGAGAGACAAAGUGCUAUGUGCUGAACCCAAAGGCACUCAAUGAUUGUGAAAUUCGAUCGUUCAAGGAAACUAAAGUAGAAGGGGAUUGUAAGGUGCUCAUCGAGACCAAACCUGGAGUUCCUGGUCAUGUGAAAGGCUACAAGUGUGAAAUAUCUCCAGAUUCAGCGCAUGAUGUUACUGAAAAAUGUCCUGACUGUGCACAUCUAAUACUUAUAAAUAGCACUGCAGCUCAACAUGCUGCGGAGGUUUCACUUAAUAAAUUCAAUCAAGAGAGCAACAAUCAACACAAAUUUGUCCUUCAUGAAAUAACACGAGCUUCUUCAAAGGGACUGGGGACUCCAGUGUUGGUGGAAUAUGUCAUUCGGGAGACACCCUGUCGGAAGGACAGUGAGAUAUGUCCACUGAUUGCCAUUGUAAAUCCUACUUAUGGAUUCUGUGUAUCAACUGUCACUCCUGCCAAUUCCACUCAAGAGACAAUUGUCGAAACCUGUGAGCUCUUCCACACAAAGGCAACAGAGGCUGUUGCUACUGUAGCAGAACCAGAAGGGAAAGGUGAUGCUGCACCCGUGGUAAAAAAGGAAGGAGGCAGCGAGGCUCCUGGUACUGGUACUGAUGCUGAUGACGGAGUAGAACAUGUUUCUCCAGUUCCAAAUAAUGCAACUGCUUCUAUAGUAGUAGAAAAAUCUGACAGUAUUCCUAAGCGGAAACGAUCUAUUCAAGACUCUUCAGAAUCCUCUGAAGAAGUGCUUUCGAGCACUGGGGCACAAAUUAUUCACUUCCCUGACCUACCUGAAGAUCCAACAACAUGUCCAACAAAACACAAGUACCCUGAGGAUCAGUGAACAGAUUUGAUACCCUCUGUCCAUUCCAUUCUUCGCAACAUUGUGCAAUAUUUUCUAGAUAGUUAAUUAAAUCAAAAGCAGAAAAAUGUAACACAAGAUUUACUGUAUACCUUAUGGAGAAAUUUACAAUAAUAAAAUCUUAAUGUAAAAUGUACAUCGGGAAGCACAAUUGAAUUAAGUGUCCUAAUGUAGCAGCAUCAUUUCGAAGACAUCUAACCACUGUGGUUUUGUAAAUCCUUUUCUGUUGUCUGAUUUUGCUAUAUUUUAUGUGCAAUUAAAUGUGUUUAGAAUUGGCAAACCAA
This is a messenger RNA of Chiloscyllium plagiosum (whitespotted bambooshark), 1505 nucleotides long. RefSeq names its product alpha-2-HS-glycoprotein-like. Gene Ontology annotation, molecular function: cysteine-type endopeptidase inhibitor activity. NCBI's taxonomy places the organism in Eukaryota, Metazoa, Chordata, Chondrichthyes, Orectolobiformes, Hemiscylliidae. Gene Ontology annotation, biological process: negative regulation of endopeptidase activity. Gene Ontology annotation, cellular component: extracellular region. The record is from RefSeq and is a predicted model, not a curated record.